This is a messenger RNA of Camponotus floridanus (Florida carpenter ant), 1961 nucleotides long. Its product is annotated as modular serine protease-like. The record is from RefSeq and is a predicted model, not a curated record. Gene Ontology annotation, molecular function: serine-type endopeptidase activity; protein binding. NCBI's taxonomy places the organism in Eukaryota, Metazoa, Arthropoda, Insecta, Hymenoptera, Formicidae. Bases 62 to 1837 code for a protein of 591 amino acids. Gene Ontology annotation, biological process: proteolysis. The transcript is spliced from 9 exons.
CCCACUAGGCUCAGUUUCUUGUUGACUAUGAUCCCGCCAUGUCAGCGGCGCGUUUGUAGUUAUGAACCUUGUAAUCUCGGUGAUUCUGUUGUUGUUGGCUUUACUGCCAUCGUCACACAGUCAGAAUGACGAUCGUAUAUAUAAUUCCCCUAAUCGAUACGUGGUAACCACGAUACGUGGCCCACCUGGUCAUUCCAAAUGGAGCGAAGGCAAUGGUUCUUUCGAACCACCGGGUCAUAAUAAAUGGAGAAAUGCUGGCAGAGGGCCACCAGGUAAUCGCAAUUCUCCAGGAUUAGCAAGCAGCAAUCCUCCAGGAUUAAAUGGUAAAGGUCCUCCGGGAUGGAACCGAGGAAACAUCGAACGACCACUCGAAAAUGAGAAAUAUGAAGAAGAAUCCACUUAUAAAUCUCGUUCCGACGAAAGAAGUCCUUAUGGUCCAGAUGAUCGUACAUCCGAUUCAAACAGAAACUCACAGAAUCAAGAAUGCAGAAACAACGAGUUUCAUUGUAAGAGUAACGAGUGCUUACCGCAAAGUGUCAGAUGCGAUAAAAGAGUUGAUUGUCGCGAUGCUAGCGACGAAGCAUUUUGUGUUGCGAACAAAUUUAGAGGAAAUGGCUGUAUUUUGCCUGAACCACCCGAAAAUGGAUAUUACAAAUUGGAUGAUUGCGAUGGGUGUACUAAACGUCCUGGCGAUACAGUUCCUGCAAAAAGCAUCCUCACUUACAGUUGUAAAAGCAAUUAUUUACUGAGUGGAAACACCAUUUCGGUUUGUGUCGACAACGAAUGGUCCGAAGCAGCUUUGUGUUACAAAGUUUGCCCACCGUUAAACAGUACGAGCGUAGACAUUUCCUGCAGUUACAAGCAAGAAACAGUGUCCUGCAGUGAGCGUAUAUUGCCUGGUACACGGGCUACGCUUGCCUGUAAAUCAUCUUAUAAAUUACCUUUAACGAACGAUCCGGCUUACAGAGAGAUCACAUGUCUUGACGAUGGUUUAUGGGAUAAUCGCGUUUUUCGCUGUCUACCAGAAUGCGGGACCACCAUUGCACACGGUAACACUUUAAUCGUAAACGGAUUCGAAGCCCAAAUGGGGAAAUUUCCCUGGCACGUGGGUAUUUACGCCAAGAAAAAUACAAACGAGUACGAACAGAUAUGUGGCGGUACUCUUAUUAGUAGCAAUCUCGUCGUAUCAGCCGCUCAUUGUGUUUACGAUGAAGUCUACAAUAAAGUUAAUAAUCCACGGAAUUAUGCUGUAGCCGCCGGCAAACAUCAACGCAAUUGGAACGAGAGAGAAAAAUAUUCUCAGAAAUCGUUGGUAAGAAGUAUCCAGUUAGGCGGCAGAUACAUGGGAGCGAGAGGUAAUUUCGCUGACGACAUAGCUUUAUUAAAGCUACAAACAUCCUUCGAAUUAACUACCUUUGUGAAGCCAGCUUGUAUGGAUUGGGAUAACGAAUACGAGAGGCAACAGCUGCAUGUGGGACAAGUCGGCAAGGUGGUCGGCUGGGGCAAAGACAUUAGAGGUGAAUCUACCAGGAACUUACAGGAAAUUGACAUGCCGUUCGUGCCGUACCAACAGUGUUUGUCCGCAGUGCCUGUAGAUUUCCGAGGAUAUCUCACGUCCGACAAAUUCUGCGCCGGGCGUUUGAACGGUUCGAGUGUCUGCGAAGGAGAUAGCGGUGGUGGGUUAUGUUUUCAGAAGAAUGGUAUUUGGUACCUUCGUGGUGUCGUCAGUGUAAGUCCUGCGAAAAGAGGUACUUGCGAUUAUAACUCAUACGUUGGAUUUACUUACGUUAGUCAUUUUCGUGAUUGGAUUCGCGAGGCUUAUGUCAAUGAACAGUAAUAUUUUUGAAUUGUCGAAUGCAUAGAAUGUGGAUAUUAUUGCAUUUAAUAAUAAUAUUAGAUGAACAGAAGUGAUACAUAAAAUAAUAAAAGAACAUUACAGAUAAAAACAAUAGUAUAUAUCU